ACCUCAUCAGCUCACGCCAAGAAUGUUCUGCGCGGGAUUACCUCAAGGUGGAAUCGACUCCUGCCAGGUAAAUACAAUGUUCCUGGAUGCUAGUAUUUCUUUUAGCUAUGUCUGAAACCAAUGAAAAGAUCAACUUGUUAAAGAUGGUUUAUCCCUACACAUUCCCUUAAUUCCGAGUGGUACAUACUUUAAUCAUACUAGAUUCUUUGAUUAGUGAAACGUAAAAAGAGCUUCUGAUAUAUCUUGAGGGCUCAUGAUCAGUGUUCUGAUCAUUCUGGCUCCUAUUUAUGUAGAGGGGGUUCGCGAUGUUUUAUGCUUGGUAUGAGGAAAAGUAUGCAGCGAAGAAUUCUCAUGGGGGGGGGGCCGGGGCUAUCACAUGUCAAGCAUCACAUUCUUCGGCUGGUUCAACCCUGUUUGACCAUGCAGAUUGAAUGUAGUUCAAAGCCGGUGUAAGUGAGAUCAAAACAACAGAAAGACAAAGCUCCGAUUAGUUUCCUGUAAUUAUUUAUUGGAAAACAGAAUAUUUAAUUCAUGAUGGUCGUUACAUACGUAAGCUAGUCGACAUACCCCCCUCCCCCCUUUUUUUUUUUGCGCCAAUCCCCAAAUCCCAGCGGCUUUAAAGUUAAAGGAAAAUAAUAAUAUAUCCAUUUUUGUUUUAAAAUAUUUUUUUCUAUUUGAUGAUACAGACGAAACUACAGGGGCUUAAAUUGAUCAUCUUUAAUAUCAACGUCGCUAUUUUAAAUACUUUUAAAACUCCUUUUUUUUUCUUUCAAAAAUUGCUUUCGUAAUGCAAUUCGGGGGGGGGGGGGGGGGGGGUGGUCGAUUUUCGUACUACUGCCAAUCCGUGGGUCAUCCAUCUUGCGACUUCUGAUUGUAUUUUAUACAUUUUAUUACCAACACUCUUUUUCUUUUCAUCCAAUAAAAUUCUUUCCUCCCUGAAAUUAACCAGGGUGACAGUGGCGGGCCUCUAAACACCUAUAGACACGGCAGGUGGACUCUUACAGGUGAGUUCUUCAUAACUCUUAAACAGUUUUCUCUGUUAGUGUUGGGGGGGUGCUCAGCAGUUAAUAUAUUUUUUUUAAAAUAUUCUAUUUAAAGACGUAUUUCCCCCCAAAAAGCUUUGAUAUGCACACGUUCUUCAUGACUUAGUCCACCAGGAAGUAUCUCCGCCACUAACCACUAAUCCCGUGUAAGAAAUAUCUCAAUAGACUUUAUGGACCACCUACACUGGCAUAGGAAAAGGUGGAGCUUAGAAGAGAGAGCUUUUUUUUUCUUUUUUUUUUUCAAUAAUGAGACGUUGCAUUUUCAGCCAAUUUCAUCAAAGUUUUUUAUCGUGGAAGGUGGGUGGCAAAAGCCUAUGUCCGCCCAGGGGGGGGGGGUGGGGCGGGGCGACACCAAUACUAACUACGCCACUGACCACCUCAUUACUUUAUUAAAAAUUUCCAUUUUAAAAUUUAAAGAAAAAUUUAAUUUAUAAAAAAAAAAAGAUUCAACGCCUUGUGAAAUGUUCUUAAAGGCUUCACAGCUUUGGCCAAUAUUUUUAGAAACAGAAACGCAAAUAUGAUUGGCCCACAUCAGAAUAUUUCCACCCCUGUUUCUUUUUUGUAUGGAGCAUCCCUUUCCUAAGGACUCGAGUUAAGUAUAAUGAUCACGAUGACUUGAUUGAAUGUUCCCGCAAUAACGCUUCUCUGAGAUCAUAUGACACCAGCAUCUUGCCCUAUCAAAUGAAAGCGUUGCUGCGUUGUAAGUGACGCGUAGCGUCCAGUGGAGCCUUUACGUCAACGUCUAACCUUUUUUUUUAUCUCCGUUGUCGCCAGGGGUCAUCAGUUGGGGCUACGGCUGCGCUGAGGCUUUCCGACCAGGCGUUUACACUGACGUCAUCGAGGUGAAAGACUGGAUUGACCAGCAAAUCAAUUAAAGGGAAGGGGGGGGGGUCCCUUUACAGAUUUAAGGCACGGGGGAGGGGGGGUGUAAUGGUUUAAAUUUGCCCUCAAUAGGUUCCUGUAACCAGUGUCUGCUUGUCUUUUGUUAUUUUGAAAUUAGCGGUUCUAGGUGAAAGACUGGAUUGACCAGCAAAUCAAUUAAAGGGAAGGGGGGGGGGGUCCCUUUACAGAUUUAAGGCACGGGGGAGGGGGGGGGUAAUUGUUUAAAUUUGACCUCAAUAGGUUCCUGUAACCAGUGUCUGCUUGUCUUUUGUUAUUUUGAAAUUAGCGGUUCUCAAUGUUAGCCAUUCGGUCUCACUCCUUUUUUUAAAUAAAGGAUUUUAUGCUGAUGUAAAGAACAUUUACAUAAAUUACAGAAAAAAACACAACUGGAAUAAAUGAAAUUUUAGAAUAGACCACGCGUAAAAAAAGAGGUUUGAGAACCGCUAGUUUAAAUAAUGUUUCCAUUUUUAAAAGAUUAUGAAACACAAAGACAAAAAUCAAAGAAGUGCAAAUUAAUUUCUUCUAGGGAUUUCCCCCGAGACCACGAUGUACUGAUAAUUUUUCCAUGUACGCAAGAAUUUGAUGUUCAGCUUAUAAUAAGUCAUUAAAUGUAAUUGAACUAAUUAGGUCAAUGGAUAAUAAAUGUAAUUGAACUAAUUAGGUCAAUGGAUAAUAAAUGUAAUUGAACUAAUUAGGUCAAUGGAUAAUAAAUGUAAUUGAACUAAUUCAAUGGAUAAUAAAUGUAAUUGAACUAAGUCAAUGGAUAAUAAAUGUAAUUGAACUGAGUCAAUGGAUAAUAAAUGUAAUUGAACUAAUUCAAUGGAUAAUGAAUGUAAUUGAACUAAGUCAAUCGAUAAUAAAUUAUGUAAUUGAACUAAGUGAAUGGAUAGUAAAUGCUAUUGAACUGAGCCAAUAACGAAAUUUGUCUUUGAAAUAUUUUAAUGGUUGUUUUAUGAUACAUGAACUUGACUCAUGAUUUUUUUUUUCCGGAUUUUUUUUGUUAACACCACUGACUCUCUCCUAAAGAUUAUCUUUGGUAAUAAAAUGAUGGAACAUGAAUUCGAGGCCUACUGAAUCUCAAUAUCAACUUCGUUUUGAAGGCGUCUAAUUCAGGCUCUGGCCUUGAAUUCAAGCAUGGGGAAAACUAAUUAUUGAUGGAAGAAUAUCUUGAUGGUCUAAAAGAAAGACCAAUAUCAUUAGCAACCCCCCUCCUCCCGCUCAAAAGAACCCAUUAGACUGAAAUAUAUUAAUUAAGCUAUCACUUUU
Molecule: messenger RNA, 3191 nt
Organism: Lymnaea stagnalis (great pond snail)
Lineage: Eukaryota; Metazoa; Mollusca; Gastropoda; Lymnaeidae
Source: the annotation of a GenBank genome assembly